Acinonyx jubatus (cheetah) is the source of this 3441-nucleotide messenger RNA. RefSeq names its product DNA meiotic recombinase 1 (gene DMC1). The transcript has 14 exons. Gene Ontology annotation, biological process: reciprocal meiotic recombination; DNA strand invasion; mitotic recombination. Gene Ontology annotation, molecular function: ATP binding; ATP hydrolysis activity; ATP-dependent DNA damage sensor activity. The record is from RefSeq and is a predicted model, not a curated record. Gene Ontology annotation, cellular component: condensed nuclear chromosome; nucleus. Bases 1504 to 2523 code for a protein of 339 amino acids. NCBI's taxonomy places the organism in Eukaryota, Metazoa, Chordata, Mammalia, Carnivora, Felidae.
CUCCGGGCACGCGCCCGGACUUUCGUCGGUGGGCGCCAAACCCCGCGGUCAGCUACGCGCGGGCUGCCGCUCUCCGCGUUCGGGUUCCGAGUCAGAACCCCGGAGGAUUCGAAAGCGCGGGCGGGGGGCGCGGAAGGGAUUCCACCUUGAAAACCUCGGGAGACUGUGGGGUACGAGAGGGGUUUGUGGCAAAAAAAAAAAAAAAAAAAAAGAGGGUAAGCGCGUGAAGAAUCUGAGGGGAAACCAAGGGUCCGUUUCUUUGGUGGCGCUUGGCGGUCGCCGCUGGGCCCCGGGCUCGUGACUUUGUGCGGCCAGUCCCCGCCCUGGGAGGGAACCGGAGGUGCGGAAAAUGCCCGCGGGCGGCGCGGGGGUUUGGCCCUAACCCUGCUUUAAGAUCCAGCCCUUCAGCCCAUCAGUGGCCACUCGAGAAAGAACCAUCUUUUCGUUUUACGGAGGGGGAGAAGACACGGACGAUUUUUGUUUUUUUUUUCCUUCCAUGAGCACAGCCAGUGCGGAAUUUGUGGUGGUCAUAUACAUGAUUUACCUAUCCGGGGACAGUGUUCCAGAAGAUUCCUUUUACGUGGUCUCCUCUUUACCUCAGCUAUUUUGCUGUUUAGAGGUAUUAGGUGACAGCCGUCAUACCUCUCUCUCCCUUCGUGGUUUGUUCCCCUUCUGCUGGACCCCACGCGUGACUCUGAUGUGAAGCCAGAAAAUGAUGUGAAGACCAAGAAAACGGAUUGCUUGGGCUGCACUUUAGUCUACAGUCAUGCCCUGUAGAUUCCUGAGAUCUUGGAACGAACGCCACAGCGUUAGAGACUCCAUGUAGCUGCUUAUUGGUAUCCUAAUGUUGGGUAUCCACCAUAAUUGUACAUCUUAAAAAUAAUUAUGAAGCUAGCAAAUACUAUAAAGCAAAAUGUGCCUAAUGUCUUAUGAAAGAAAUCUAUUGCGAGAGAUCCCGUUCAUAAUUAGGAAGCGGGAAGGUGUUCAUCAUCCCUGAGAAAAAUAGAAUGUAUUGACCGAGGGUAGACUAAGUUCUCGGAGCCAGGGAAGAUUCAGGAAGAACGACAUAAGGUCAACAUUCCCAGAGCAUUGUGAGCACAAACCUGAAAGGUUAAGUCGCAAUGUGCAAUACUAACUAGCAACCCAAGACGCACCAAAAAGGCAUUAUCAGACAGUCCUGAUAUCUGUGCUAUAGGAAAUCAAAAGAUGAGGAAAAAGUUACCAGUUUUGAGGAAAAAGAGAAGAAACCAAGUCCCCCACCCUCACAUAAUGUCAGGGGCCCAGUGAAAAGAGUCAAGGUGCCCAGCGAAAAGAUGGGCCAGCCCAGUCAUUCCAAACCAAAUGUUUCCCUAAUUGCUUUUCUGGUCCCUGGCGACUUUGAAAUGAAGUCAAGGAGGCCUCCGGGCAAAGGCCCUUGUACUGUCUGAUCUAUGACCGCUUCUUGAAUAAUAUUUCUUUUUUUUCCCAGAACUGAUUCUUUUUUCUGCUUGCUCACCUUUCAAUAUGAAGGAGGAUCAAGUUGUGCUGGAAGAACCAGGAUUCCAAGAUGAAGAGGAAUCUUUGUUUCAAGACAUUGACCUGUUACAAAAACAUGGGAUUAAUGUGGCUGACAUUAAAAAACUGAAGUCAGUAGGAAUCUGCACCAUCAAAGGGAUACAAAUGACAACAAGAAGGGCACUAUGCAAUGUCAAAGGGCUCUCAGAAGCAAAAGUGGACAAGAUUAAAGAGGCAGCCAACAAACUUAUUGAACCAGGAUUCUUGACUGCCUUUGAGUAUAGUGAGAAGAGAAAGAUGGUUUUCCAUAUUACCACUGGGAGCCAGGAAUUUGAUAAGUUGCUAGGAGGUGGAAUUGAAAGCAUGGCAAUCACAGAAGCUUUUGGAGAAUUUCGUACUGGAAAAACCCAGCUCUCUCAUACCCUCUGUGUGACAGCUCAACUUCCAGGAGCAGGUGGCUACUCAGGAGGAAAGAUUAUCUUCAUUGAUACAGAAAAUACUUUCCGUCCAGAUCGUCUUCGGGAUAUUGCUGACCGCUUCAAUGUAGACCAUGAUGCAGUACUGGACAAUGUACUUUAUGCACGUGCAUAUACUAGUGAACAUCAGAUGGAGCUACUUGAUUAUGUAGCAGCAAAGUUCCACGAAGAGGCUGGCAUCUUCAAGCUAUUGAUCAUUGAUUCAAUAAUGGCCCUUUUCCGAGUGGAUUUCAGCGGUCGUGGGGAGUUGGCUGAACGGCAACAAAAAUUGGCCCAGAUGUUGUCACGACUCCAAAAAAUCUCAGAAGAAUAUAAUGUGGCUGUGUUUGUGACCAAUCAAAUGACUGCUGAUCCAGGAGCAACUAUGACUUUUCAGGCAGACCCCAAAAAACCCAUCGGGGGACACAUUCUGGCUCAUGCUUCAACAACAAGAAUAAGCUUAAGAAAAGGAAGAGGAGAACUCAGAAUUGCCAAGAUUUAUGACAGGAACCAAUACAAUUUUAUAACCAGAUCAAAGAAAAAAUCAAAUGAGCACACAUAUGGAGCCAAAUGAGGAAUGCUAACAUGAAUUAUAAAUUGAUCAAAAGCAGCCCCGAGAUGCCUGAAAAUGAAGCCACCUUCGCAAUAACUGCUGGAGGAAUUGGGGAUGCCAAGGAGUAGGUGGCAAAUUGAUGCAAAUUGCUUCUUAGUGCUUAUUAGGAGCUAAAGAAAUGGCAAAGCAGUCUCCAAUUUCAGGUCUCGAAGUAAGAGUUUGUUUUUUUCAUGUGUUAUUGUUAAAGGAAAGUCAGCAAAAGAAAUUUAAAUCUUACAUUUACGCUAAAAGUCUCUGAUGUGUAAUAACUAUACACUGAAUGUCAAUUCAGGAAUAUACAUAAACUAUUGAAAUAUAUAUAAACCUAUUGAAAACCGGAAGGGAUAACUGAUCCCCUCGCUUUAGUGUCCAAAUGAGACACUAAACAGAUGGAAAACCUGAGUUCGAAAAUGUCCCAUUCCCUCCUGAACACUUAACAGAGAUAGAUACACUUCCAAAGGAGGGAACCAUUUAAGGAAGGAAUGUUUACAGGACACACAAAAAAGUUUUUGUUGUAUUUACAGCAUUAAAUUGUAUAUUCACCUUUAGCAACAGAAAAGAAAUAUUAAACUAAAUUUUAAACCAUUUGGCUUUUUGACAAGUUGAAAUUACUUUUAAAAAACGUGUUUUUUAAUUUUUUUAUUUUUUACAAACAUUUUUUAUUGGGAAGAUAAAGAGGACGGUAACUAGGAACUUUAUAGUUCGGGGUAAUCAAUAGUGCAUGAGUUUUAUAUUUUAAGUUUGGGGUAGAGAAUUCAAAAUAUUAAAAAGAUACAUUAAAGUUAAUUUCAUGUAAAAUUUCUGAGUACUAAUUUUAGAAAUGUACAAAAAAAUAUUGUUUUUCUGUGACACAAAAAUAAAAUGUAGUUUUCAAAAUGAAUGUAUGAUUAAAAGUAUUUA